This is a messenger RNA of Metarhizium robertsii ARSEF 23, 528 nucleotides long. RefSeq lists its product as uncharacterized. The transcript has a single exon. NCBI's taxonomy places the organism in Eukaryota, Fungi, Ascomycota, Sordariomycetes, Hypocreales, Clavicipitaceae. Bases 1 to 528 code for a protein of 175 amino acids. The record is from RefSeq and is a predicted model, not a curated record.
AUGGAGCUUGUGAGGGGAGGGGAGGAGAGCAACAAGCUGGGAGUAGCAGCUGAGAGCAAGCAGGUGGGGACGCCGAUGAAGUCGACGUGCGAUAGGCAAUGGGCGAUGGGCGAUGAAGGAACUGCCCUGGCCCUCGGUCCCUGCCUGGAGGGGUGGUGGGCGAUCUACUUCAGAUGUGUCAAUGGCAAAUGCGAUGGCUCCGCGCGCAGGCGAACUUUAGAAGAUGGAGGUCGAAGCAGUGAGGGCCGGUCGGGGUGCCAAGUGGGAGCAUUCAACAUGGAUCGAGGUGGGCAGGCUAGUCGUAGUGGCCGAGCUGCGAAUGUCGACUGUCGUCCGCCGUCCGUCGACCUUCAAAUGUCAACUUAUACUCCGUCAAUAGCUUGGCCUGCUUGCACAGCUGCGGCCAGCCCGGCCCUGCGCUCUCGUCUCAGCGCCCCAGUGGCCAGCGUCCCGGCGUCUCAGCGUGAAGCUUGGGCCCGUCGCCAAAGACCAGCGUCAGAGACCAGCCGGCGCCGACUGACCUUCUGA